AUGGACCUUUCUCCAAAAUUUGUAGCAAUUGUGAUUGGUAUUUUGUAUCUGUGGAGUGUUGCUGAUAGUGUUCCCAAUACCAACAUCACAAAAGUUCUCUGCAACGGUGGCGUGUACACAUCAGGGGACCCUUUUGCUAUUAGUUUAAACUAUGUUCUUGAAGACUUAGAGACAGAAACUCCAACCCAAAAAAAUUACGAGUACCAUAACAUUUCGCCUUAUCCUAAUGCCUUUGCCUAUGGACAUGCUGCUUGCAACCUCAAUCUAACAUCCUCUGACUGCAAAACUUGUCUUGGUGUUGCUAAAAGGUCCUUAUUCAGCACUUGUCAGACACCACGGAUAGGGGCUCGUUCAAUGCUCCAUGAUUGCACAAUCAGGUACGAGCAAUACCCGUUUGACGAUUAG
This is a messenger RNA of Gastrolobium bilobum, 405 nucleotides long. RefSeq names its product antifungal protein ginkbilobin-like protein. Gene Ontology annotation, cellular component: plasmodesma. The record is from RefSeq and is a predicted model, not a curated record. Lineage: Eukaryota; Viridiplantae; Streptophyta; Magnoliopsida; Fabales; Fabaceae. The coding region runs from base 1 to 405 and encodes 134 amino acids. The transcript has a single exon.